CUGGUCGUACCUUUGUGCAGAUACGUGCCGGAAAAUGCCGGUGUGAGUGUGCCCUAAGAACUCGCAGCAGCUAUGGCGGAUGCCAUCCAAGUGCGUUUGCUAGGGACAGAGGGUACGACUGCCCUAACUGUACGAGGAUUGACCACGUUCCAUGAACGCGAGUGGGGGACCUCUUCUUCAAGCCGCACUUUUACCGGAAGGCGCGCUUUGGGGUUGCCAUCGACGUUGUCAUCAUCACUUUUUUUCACCAUAUCCCCAUCAUCGUCAUUAUCACCUUCCUCAUUGCUAACUUCAUUGUCACGGUCAUCAUCGUCAUCGUCGUCAUCAUUCUUGUCGCCGUUGCGGCUAUGGCGGCUUCGGGCAUGCCGGCGCCGUCUUCAUCAUCAACAUACUAGUAAUUACGGCCAUGCGUGGGUUGUAAGUACCCCACCACCGUACACGUGGAGCGAUCCCGGCCUGUGCAGACUACCUGAUGACGUGUCACGAUCACAGACGUCGUCGCAUCCGGCCACGUCAGCACUAUCAUCAUCAUUGUCGCCGUCAUUAUCAGGUGCGUGCCAGUCUGGCGUGCAGUGGGGCGAGAGACGAGAAUGGUGUGGGGGAGGGAGGAGGAGUAGGCAGCGGCAGCGGCGGCAGCCGCGUGCCUCGUCGGGAGAUGGUGACAACGGUAAUUCUUCAUCAUUAGGGAAUAUGGAAAGACCGAUCUCGAUCCCGACCCCCCCGUCGUCCGUACCGCCGCCGGCACCGUCGUCCGACAUGUCAUCUUCUUCCAGAUUGUCGUCGUCUGACGAGUCCACGUCAGCAAAACCGGAUCCCGACAGAGCGACAACGAUGGCCGCAAUGGUGUCUGACGUGGCCGCUAAGGUCGGUCGCGCACUAUGGGGGCGGGGAUUGCCGCCUUCGCUGAUGGUCGACGCAGCAUCGGCCACGUGGGCUACGGCUUGGCGCGUAAUGAUGUCCCAGCUGGCCCCGAGCAAACCGGACGGCUCGUACAGCCGCCCGGACUACGUGUUCCGUUCCAGGAUCAAACGCGGGACCAGGUUCGAACCAGAGGCGGGAAGGUACCAUCUCUACGCUGCGCUGACGUGUCCAUGGGCCCACAGAGUGCUCAUCGUGCGUGCAAUCAAGGGACUGGAAGAAGCGAUCCCUGUCUCCAUUCUCACACCCGGACCGGGAGGUUUAUGGGCGUUCCAAUCUUCUGUUCCUGGUCCACAAACCCCGGGAACCCUCCGGUUAAACCCCGAACCUGGUCCAAUUACCGGACCUAAUCUCCACGUCAAAACGCCUCCUCACGCUAACCCCGGUUCGAACCCGAACCUGGCUGUUCCUCCUGGCUCAACGAAGGCGUCGGACCUCAGUCUUUCUCCUUCUGGAGGGCCUGGAUUCGCUGCUGAACUUACUACUAGUUCAGCGAUGGCGGCGGCGGCCGCGGCCGCGGCGGCUGCUGGUGGUGGUCCUGGUCCCGAUCCCGGUCCCGAUCAUGCGCUCUCCGGUGGUGCCGGCGGCGCGCAACGUAUUGUCCCCUCCGUUGACCGAAUUAACGGUUGCAAACGCCUGAUCGACGUGUAUCGUCUGCGGAAGGGUGGGUUCUCCGGACGUGCCACUGUGCCUAUGCUCUGGGACUGCCGAGAAUUUGAUGUCGUCAACAACGAGAGCUCGGAAAUUAUCGAAAUUUUAAAUGACGAGUUCAACGAGUGGGCACGUGCGCCUGAUCGGGAUCUCAACCCGGUCCACUUGCGCAAAGAAAUGAGCCAGUGGAAUGACUUAAUUUAUGAGAACGUCAACAAUGGCGUGUACAAAUGCGGUUUUGCGACGUCGCAGAGAGCGUACGAGGCAGCCGUUGAUACCCUCUUCUCCACGCUGGAUCGGCUUGAUGGCCAUCUGGCCACGAAUCGGUACCUGUGUGGGGACCACCUCACCUUGGCUGACGUCAGACUCUUCACCACGCUCAUCAGGUUUGACUCGGUGUAUUCUAUUAUUUUUAAAUGCACCCGCCAGCGGAUUACCGACUACGAAAACCUCUCGGAGUAUGUAAGAGACAUUUAUCAGAUCCCUGGAGUUGCAUCAACCUGCAAUGUGCCUCUUGUACAGUUGGAGUACUUCAGUCAAUUGUUUCCCUUGAACCCUGGAGGAAUUGUUCCCGUAAUGCCAAGGCGAUCAGAAGAGGCAUGGCUUUCGAUGCCACAUUCCCGACUUUCGCUUGUAAAAGACAUGACUGUGCCAUGAUUGUAAAGGAAGCAACUUUCACUUGGAGGAAAUCGCAGUUUCGUGGAAUCUAUCUGGUGGAUUUGAACUCUAGUGUCCAGAUAUGUGUAUGUAAUAUGUAUUAUUCAGCCAGCCUUCAGGUACUACGGAGGCAAAUCCUUUGAGGUUGGAUUUGUUUUUUUUUUUUUUUUUUUUAAGCUGCCUUCUCUGCGUCGGGGGACAGCCAUAAAAUUUUCUCUCGCCGCACCUAUUUUCGCCCCUUUUCUGCCCCCGCAAUUCCCUGCUAACCCUGUUCACCCACACAACGACAAUCUCUUCCCACCCUCGUUAACCAACCCAUUAUUGAGCUAGACCCCUACAGGUUUCUGUAGGGGUUGGAACCGGAUGGCUGACACUGUGUGCAGUGUAUAGUUAUUUGCUAGGGACUAUAGCAUGGACAUGUAAUGCCUAUGCCUUGUUAGGAGUUAUGUAUAGUCAUGCUAUAUUGGCUAGUGGCUAUUAGCUAUUGGAUAUAGUUUAUAGUGCAGAGCAUGUACAGCUAGCAGGUCUAGACUGUAGCCCAGUUAAAUUUUUUAACCCUGUGACUGAAUGCUGAAGAAUAACCUGUAACCUAUAACCUACAGCCUUAGCCUAUAGUCUAUAGGCUAUACAGGUAUAGGCUAUAGUCUAUAGGCUAUACAGCUGUAGAGUUAUGUCCUAUAUGCUAUACCCCCAUUAGGCACCAUAGUCAUGUCCUCUUGCAUGUAGUCUAUAGGCUGUGGCUUGUACCAUGUGAUCAUUUGUCCUAAGUUGUCUGAUGAAAACAUAAGUAUGUUCUGAUUUUCCUCGAACAAUAGGACCAGCGUGUAUAUCCUCCUAUAACACGCGAGCUAUAGCGUAUAGCAGGUUGGCAGGCAGAUUCAUGUCGUGUUAGCAGCAGUUAGCCGAUGUUUUUUUAGCCCACAGCAUAGCUGAAUGAUAACUAAAUAGUAAAUAGCAUUAUUAGAU
This is a messenger RNA of Chara braunii, 3192 nucleotides long. Lineage: Eukaryota; Viridiplantae; Streptophyta; Charophyceae; Charales; Characeae. The record is from the annotation of a GenBank genome assembly.